Messenger RNA from Lodderomyces margitis, 708 nucleotides. RefSeq lists its product as uncharacterized. The transcript has a single exon. Bases 1 to 708 code for a protein of 235 amino acids. NCBI's taxonomy places the organism in Eukaryota, Fungi, Ascomycota, Pichiomycetes, Serinales, Debaryomycetaceae. The record is from RefSeq and is a predicted model, not a curated record. Gene Ontology annotation, cellular component: mitochondrion; cytoplasm.
AUGGCACUCAUAUCGACACCUCAUGAUCAAGAUAUCGGGAUUUUUCAUCCGAAAGUUAUUCUACUCUCUUUAGGUAUUACAACAACUGCAUACUUGUCAUACCGAUUUUACAGGAGAUAUCUCAAGCCAGUGCGCUCAAUACUAGACCUUACUCCAGAAAGGCUUGAAUACAACCACAAAUUAUACGGUUACGUUACACGAGUUGGGGAUGGUGACAACUUCCGAUUCUACCAUACACCUGGAGGCGUUCUUGCCGGGUGGGGAUGGCUUAAAACUGUGCCCAAAAACAACAGAGUCUUAAAGAAUGAGACACUAAUGAUUCGAUUGUGCGGUAUAGACGCCCCAGAACGAGCACAUUUUGGUAAGCCAGAACAGCCAUUUAGUGAAGAUGCGUUACGGUGGUUGCGAUCUUAUCUCUUGGGGAGAUAUGUGGUAGUUACGCCGUAUCUGGUGGAUCAAUACAAGAGGAUUGUUGGUAGGUGUCAGGUUUGGAAAUGGACGGGGAAGAAGGACGUUUCUGCUGAGAUGUUGAAGCAUGGCAUGGCCAUUGUGUACGAGGGAAAAGUCGGAGCAGAGUUUGGAGACAAUGAAGACUGGUACAGGCGACUAGAAAAAAGAGCCCGGCUACUAAAACGCGGGUUGUGGUCAUUAGGCUCGAAGAUGUUGACCCCUGGUGAUUAUAAAAAGACUUACUACCGAGGCAAUUGA